CGCAGGACUCUGACUGGGGGCGGCUGGAGGGAGGGGACAACACCUCGAGGAAGAUCAAAACCUGCGUCCGGCCUCCCAGUGUGAGACGAGAAGAGAGGGUAUGAGGAGAGAGACAAAGCCUGUUGUGCAGUCGCGAUACGAAGUUUUAACAGCGUUGUGUGGUGAAGCCUGCACAUUGUUUAAUUCUCAGAGCCUGCUAGCGAGACGUUUGUUCUCUGGUACUCAUCAUCAGGCCUGAGAUUGCUUUUGAGAGGCAGAAAUAAUACAUUAUUGUUCUUUUGUUCAUAGUUGUGAUUGUAAGCAAGCACAAAUAACUGGAUUUUCAGCAUCCAGCUGAUGUGAUGGGACCAAGCAAGCCAACUAUGUCUGUUGCUACAUUUGCACUCACUACCCAGCUACACAGGAAUGAAACAAAGGCUUUACAAACACAGCUCCAGUUUAAUAAAAAUGUUCCUGCUGUUCCAGAGAAGUUGGCUCUCAGAUUCUCUAACCCUCAUCCAAUUAUAAUAGAAAAAGUGAAGGCAUCCAGUGAUCAAAGAAAUGUAGAUGGAAGUGAGGACCCCAGAAGCUCUGGCAUGUUUUCAGUGAUAUCAGAAGAGAGGCUAAAACUGGCUAUUCAGCUAGCCAAAAGGGACAUAAAACGAAGACAUCUUGAAGACCAAGUGAAACAGCAAGUGUUUGGAGAUGCUAUCAAAAAAAUGUUGUUGUCCCAGAAGUCCCAACAGCAGAAGACUGAGGUAUUUGAAAGUCCAGAAAAUAAAAGUGCACUGGAGUCUCAGACUGGCUUGAAAUAUCAGCAGAAACUUGGGCAGCCUUCCAAAGUGGAGACUACUGCCUCUGGUGCUAAAAUUUAUCUCUACACAACAAAUGAGGGAAAGCUAAUACCAGCUGUUUUGGACUCUUCGCUGACACAUAACAGAGGAGCAGACCCCAAGCAAAGUAUAAACAGAAAAGAAGAUAAAAAUAUGCAGGAAGUCCGGCGGCUGCAAAAGGAAUUGAGGAGCUGUGUUCAGAAAAUUGAAGAAGUGACUAAAAAAGGGAAAGAGAGAGAAAUUUUAGAUCCUGAUGAAGAGCAGCGACUCUGUGCUAGGAGACAGAAACAAGCUGCGCGGUCAGCUCGGAUGCUCUAUGUACUCCAGCAGCAGGUAAAAGAAAUAGAGGAUGAUUUAGAGAAAUUGAGUCCUCAUAAAAUCAAACAUACUAAAAAGUCUCGAGCAGUGUCCAGAUUGGCAGCAGCACAGAGAGGAGCUGUACGAGCGUUGCAGGCAUUUGCCAGUCAGUUUACAGAUCAAACAGAGCAGCAGAUCCCUACCCACUACAAGGAACUGGGCAGUCUCAUUCGACAACUGUCUUUGUGUUCUGCCAAACUAGAAGCGGAUUCUUCCAUUUCUGACAUUAUCAUAGAUAUUUUGCUGCAGGUCGAGGAUUUGAAUUCACUGCUAGCAAAGAAAAAAACACCUCAGAAAGUGAAGAAAUGCAUUUCAGCAUUUCAUGGUAAAUCUCCAAGGAACACUGAGACAUUUCUAAUCACAAAGCAGCUGACAUCUCCAAGAGGAGAAAGCAAACCUCUCAUCUUAAAGAGACAGCAGGGCCAACAGCCUAGAAAAUCUCUAGCUACCAGGAGUCUGCUGACUGCAGUUCAGAAGGCAGACAGUUGUGCUCAUGUAUUGCACAGUAAGUUCCAAGAAGAAAAUGACACACCUACUCCAGAGAGAAAUGCCACUUUACGAGGAAGCAUAGAUGCAUUGGUGCCAGCUAGAGCUGUAAAAAAAGAUCCCAUACUUGAACGAGGCCAUUUGAAGAAGAAAGGCAUGUUAUUACCUGCAAAAUCACAGGGAAUGCCAAAAUCUCUAAAAUCAAGACAAAUACAGCCUAAAGGAAAGCAUGCCCGAUUUCAAGAGGCAACGAUAGCUUUUCAGCUAAAAGAGAAUAAACAGCUUGUUAAGGAGAGCAGAAAACCCUGUGUACCUCUUCACCCUGCAUCUCCACCUGUUUCACCAAAAAGGUCCAAGUAUUGUCUGGGAAUCACAGGCCAAACUCUUCUAGGCAAAGCACUGAAACACACAGCGUGCAGAAUGGACACUCACACUGCAUUAAGGGGACUAGCAUCCCUUGAAGAAGGAGCUUCAAGAGGAGUAAAGAUUCCAACUGACCUUAGCAGCAAAGAAAUGAAAAAAAUACAGAAGUUAAGGUCAUUAAGUGUUUCUCCGGUCCAGUAUGAAGAUAAAAUUCAGAAGGCAGUACAGGAGCACUUAGAACCUCUCUUAGAUGGGACACAGGUUGUAGCAAAUGCAGUUACUCUGAGCGAAAAGCUAUUGGAUGAUCUUCUGGAAGAUACUGCUCAGGAGCUGUGGGGUAUAGAGCAACAUGAGAGACUUCAGUCUGAGGCACUGGCUAAGACUGACACUGAUAGUCUGGAGUCAAUGUUGCAAAGAAUGGAAGAAAUUGAAAGAUACCAGGAGGCUGUACGCAGGAGAUUCACCCAGAUUGUGUACAGUGAUUCAGAGUUCUGGGCCCAGAAAAACAAAAUGGAGCAUGAAAUUUCACGGACAGCUGACAGACCUACAUAUCCUCAUCCAAUUCAGAUAACCAACUUAAUUGGAUGCACAGAGCAAGAAAUGAACACUUUAUUUGGAAAAGUUGGUAGCAAUGAUAGUGAUAUUGAUGAAAACAAAGAAGCAGAGGAGAAAUUGCAGACUGGAAAUUAUAUUCUGCAGCCCCUGACUCGGAAUUGUCUACAGAAAGCAUGCCAUGUGUCUUUCUCUGUGCCAGAGUAUAUGCUUCAGAAUAUCUUCGAUUAUAGAAGCAGAUACAAGCAUCACUUAAAGCUUAUUUCCCAUGAGGCAGUAGGCAAUUUCAAUCCAUGGCAGAUUGCUGAGAGUCUUGCAGAACAACUAAGAGAAGCCCUAGGUGAUGUAGCAGCAGAGCUGCAGGAGUUUGUGAGGAUUAUGCAGAAGCGGUGUUUCACAUCAGAGUUUUUGCAGCCAGUGCAGUAAACGCUGUUCAAAUCUGCGCCUUUAUUAAGGCAACAUCAGCCUCAGCCUGACAGUUUUACAAAUGAUCUCGGUUUUUAUGAUUUUUUAAAGUCUGAGAGAUUCUGUUCACAAAUGAAUGAAGUUCAUCAGGAUUCGUCUCAGCUUUUUAUACAUCCAUUUCAUAAUGCUUUCUUUUUCAGACUUUAUUAUACUGCAUUUAUCAGGACUUAGGUUAACCAGUGUUUCAACAGACUGAACUGUUUGCAGAGGUAAAGCUUAUAUGUUUUUGUAUAGUUAUACAAAUGAAUUGGCAUCCUGUGUUACUUUUUUAUUAUGUGAUUUUACUAGCGUGAAACACUAGGAGGAGGAGUGGGUUCAAGUAAUGUUAUACUUACCUGUACUAUGCCUCAGUUUUCUCCUUUAAAAUGGAGAGAAUUUGAUUUACCUAUCUGGAAGGGAGCUAUGGGUCUUAGCUAAUUCUUCCUCGUAAAAUGCAUUGAAUAAUUGAUAGUUGUGUGGAAGAAUGAAGGGUUAUUGAUGUUCCUAAAGUCAAAAUGGAACAGUCCAGAGUAAAACUGUUUGGUUUGCUGUUUAGGGCUUUCAGUGUCAUGUAAAAAAGUACCUUACGCAUAGACAAAUGAGAUUUUUCAUUAGAAGCAUGUGAUAGAGAUUUUCAUCCUUUUUUUCUUAAAUAGUCUAAAUAUUAUAAUUUUAUCAGCAUUUACUGAUCCACCUCCACAUUCCUUACUCGUAAGAAACCCAUUGAAAUAAUGAACAACAUAGUAAACAGUUGGCACUUAUGCAAUAUUGAAUUAACUGGCUAAUUUCAAGUAAUCAAUUUACUAGUUUGGGUUAUGUCUGGGGAGAGCAUUAGGUAAUAAUUAUAUAGAAAUGGGAAUUCAACUCUUGAGGUAUCCCAAAACACAAUAAGACAGUCUGUUUUCUUUGACAAAUUUAGUUUCUACAAUAAUAUUCAACCUGUAACAAUAAUUUUUAACCUUCUAAGAUUAUUUUUAUUUCCUCUUAUCAGACCAUACAUUUAAAAAAUAUUUUUGUUUUUAUUGAAGCCUGGUUUACUAUUUUGUUGGUCUUGACAAUUUGCACCAAACGUAAAGAUCUAAAGAUGUAAAUAUAAAGAUGUAAAUGUACUGCUGAUGUGUGAUUUGAUAUGCGAUUUCUGUAAUUUAAAAAGCUAUCUUUUUUAUUUCUAAGAUGUGGUACAGCUAAGCCUAUUUUUAAGUCCAAAAGAUUAAAGCCACAGUGUCUCUGGACACACGUAGAAUGCGUUUGUGAAAGUAUUUUCAAGAUACUUUAUUUUUAAUAAACAAACUUGCUUCUUA
Messenger RNA from Calypte anna (Anna's hummingbird), 4315 nucleotides. RefSeq names its product KIAA0753 ortholog. The record is from RefSeq and is a predicted model, not a curated record. NCBI's taxonomy places the organism in Eukaryota, Metazoa, Chordata, Aves, Apodiformes, Trochilidae. Gene Ontology annotation, cellular component: centriolar satellite. Gene Ontology annotation, biological process: centriole replication; protein localization to centrosome.